AUGGUGGUCCUAGUUGAUCUGGGAGACGAUGAACUGCCCAAUUUAGAGACGCCCCAUCCAUCUUCCGGCCGGUUCAACGUCUUGCCGCCCCGUCGCUCCCUUGAUGCAGACGACGUGACGACAGCAGCCGAGAGGCCGAACCCGAAUAUCAAUGGAUUCAGCGCGGCACUUAGCUGUUAUCCGAUAGUCAGUCAGCUCGCUGCUCAGCUCGACCUCAACACGCUUCACGACCUCUCACGUACUUGCAGGCAGUUUCGCGCGAAUCUGCUCGAAUAUCGCAGCCAGCUGGUCAAACAUACGCUUCAUUGCGAGAAUGAAGACGAUGACCUCAAUGAGAAGCUUGGCUCGCGACUGCAGGAGGGGCGAAAUGGUUCGGUCUUGGAGAACCGCAUGACGACUGGUCGCGUUGGUAAAUGCGCCCGCGAUAUGGUUGGCGACUGUCAGCGGUGUGGGACAGUCGUAUGCCGGAACUGCACUAUGAAGCCUCCACCGACGCCUACGCUCAGAGCCCGCCAUCGUCGGCUAUGUCGAACGUGCACGAAAGCACCCCUCACACUGCUCAUGGCUGUGCAGAAGCAGCGCUCCUUGUCGACGUCCCCUUCGCCACCCGGGUCACCAGAAACACACCCAGUGCUCUUCGAUGGUGACAAGCCACGCGCCUUUACGGCGCCAGCUUUCGAGCGUACACCCUGCAACUGCGAUAACGUAGUUUGGCUCUGUGCGCCAUGUGGCAAAGACCUGCGAAACGCCGAUACCACCUACGUGCGCGGUUGGAGCUGGCGCACCAUGUACAGCCACAUGCACGGCGGCGUAGGCAUCGGCCUCGGCGAGGGCAACGAAGGCGUAGAAUGCGGACGAGGCUCCGCAUGCCUAGGCGCACACAUCGUCGAGCACGAGACCUGCGAGCAAAACCUCCUCGACACCAUCGAGAAAGAGAGAUCGCAAACCCCUGAGUCACCCGAACGCUGGAGGGGCUCUUCUUACCUUACACAGGAGAUCGAAGGCAUCGGCGGUGUGCUCAAGGUCAAACACAAAAAGCAGGUGCGCGUCGGCGAAUGCGUCAAGCUGUUUGAGGACGAGAAGAAGAAGUCGAUUCAGUAUCUUGAGCGAGAGGUCAAGGGCGAGCUGAGGAGUUGGUGCUCUUGGUGUGAAAGGGUUGUGCUAGGUAAGAAGGACAAGGCUGAGAUCAAUGGGGAAAGACCCUCGUCGAGUGGCUCGAGCUCAUCGUCUAGUAAACCAGUAUUUACGUAUAGAUACUGA
Alternaria conjuncta is the source of this 1260-nucleotide messenger RNA. RefSeq lists its product as uncharacterized. Bases 1 to 1260 code for a protein of 419 amino acids. The record is from RefSeq and is a predicted model, not a curated record. NCBI's taxonomy places the organism in Eukaryota, Fungi, Ascomycota, Dothideomycetes, Pleosporales, Pleosporaceae. The transcript has 3 exons.